Closterium sp. NIES-67 is the source of this 276-nucleotide messenger RNA. Lineage: Eukaryota; Viridiplantae; Streptophyta; Zygnematophyceae; Desmidiales; Closteriaceae. The record is from the annotation of a GenBank genome assembly.
CAGAAAAUGACCGAAGAGACCCCAAGGAGGCCACCGUGGAUGUUAACGAUGAGACCGGGGCCGACGAAUUCAUGGGGGACAACUCGACCACAGCUGAGGAGGAGGAGGAGGAGGAGGAGGAGGAGGAGGAGGAGGAGGAGGAGGAGGAGGAGGAGGAGGAGGAGGAGGAGGAGGAGGAGGAGGAGGAGGGUUGACACGAAGGGGAGAAGGGAGUGCACUUGGACGAGGCGACGACUGUUGGACAUGUGAAACUGUUAAUGAACUGUUAAUUCAUGU